This is a messenger RNA of Penicillium cataractarum, 1371 nucleotides long. RefSeq names its product SUMO protease ULP1. NCBI's taxonomy places the organism in Eukaryota, Fungi, Ascomycota, Eurotiomycetes, Eurotiales, Aspergillaceae. The record is from RefSeq and is a predicted model, not a curated record. The coding region runs from base 1 to 1371 and encodes 456 amino acids. Gene Ontology annotation, cellular component: nucleus. Gene Ontology annotation, biological process: protein desumoylation. The transcript has 2 exons. Gene Ontology annotation, molecular function: deSUMOylase activity.
AUGAAACGGUUUCUCUCGUGGAUUCGUCGCAGGUCCGAACAUGAACCUGUACAAGAUGAUGUCUUGUCAACGGGAGCUUUGGACCCUCUGAGAAGCUCCAAGGUCGCUGAGGAGAUCCAGAAGAAUGAAGACCUUUUCUCUCUCCCGAUUCCAGGCGCAUUCCCGCCAUCGCCAUCAGUAUCCCCGCGUCUUGCGCCACGCGAUGAGCAAUUACAGGAGGAGUUUGUGCCUGUGGACACCGCGCAGGAAAUUGAAGUCGAUGUCUCGACUGCCCCACAACUUCAUACGGAUCUUGGGUCAUAUUUACACCCCAGGAGACCGAAAUACACACCUUCCCCGCAGCGCUUCCGACCCCCUGAAACCGCUACUUCAAAGCCAAUCCGGAGACCGCGCUUCCAAGAUGAUCUGGCCAUCGAUGACCCGUACAGCCAACAAUACAGAGCAUUUGAGAAACUGCCCUUUGGUAGGCCGGUAUCUGCCGUAUCGCUCUUCUACCCCAAACAAAAACCCCUCCCGGAUAAUCGCGUCGCGUCCAUACUUGCGCCCGAAUGGGAACGGCGGGAAAAAGAGAGGAGGGCCUUGGAGGGCUUGGCAGGUCGUCCCGCCCGAGUUAUUCCACGUGGACCAGCUGUGCGGCCAUUGUCGAGGGACUGGAUGAUGAAAGUUUCAGAGGCUAUGCGAACGCUUCAGGGAUAUGCAGUUGCCAGGUCUCCCUCGGGCGAUGACUUGUAUCAAAGGGACAUCGCUACGUGUAUCAAGCCACUGGCAUGGCUCAACGAUGAAAUCAUCAACGCAUAUCUAACCGUCCUCGUUCAAUACCUCCGACAGUCGACUGGCAACACUGCCCCGAAUGAGCGCCCCAAAUUCCACGCUUUCAAUACCUUCUUCUACUCCACUCUUCGAGACAAAGGAUAUCAAGGUGUUCGUCGCUGGGCCAACCGCGCAAAGAUUGGCGGUGAGGCUCUGUUAGAUGUUGACACUGUGUUUAUUCCUGUGCAUCAGGCAAGUCACUGGACUCUUAUGGUUGUACGACCAAUGGACCGGACGAUCGAAUACUUUGACUCACUGGGCGCUCGUGGCGCGCGGGAGGUAGAGGUUAUGAAAAAGUGGCUUCGUGGAGAACUGGGAGACAAGUUUGACGAGGAAGAAUGGACUUUCUUACCUUCCGUCUCCUCUCAACAGGACAACAUGAGCGACUGUGGCGUGUUCCUUCUCAUCAAUGCCAAAGCUAUCGCCCUCGGCAUUGAACCUACAGCAUUCGGAGCACGUGAUACGGUUGACUUGCGAAUGAAAAUCGUCGCAGAACUCAUGAAUGGCGGGUUACAUGGUCAUUUCUGUCCAGUGGACAAAAUGGGCCAAACCUUGCUCUAA